This is a messenger RNA of Lachnellula hyalina, 621 nucleotides long. RefSeq lists its product as uncharacterized. The record is from RefSeq and is a predicted model, not a curated record. The transcript has 3 exons. The annotation marks the transcript as partial. NCBI's taxonomy places the organism in Eukaryota, Fungi, Ascomycota, Leotiomycetes, Helotiales, Lachnaceae.
AUUGACUUACUUAAUUGCCAACCUACCUAUCAACCAUGUUUGCCCUCUCAUCCAUCCACCCCCCGCGAACCCCACCCAGAUCCCACAACGCUCGCCACGAACCCCAAUACCUCAUCCAUCGACUACACACCGCAUCCCGAAACUUCAAUCCCGCUCUCGGCAUCUAGACAGAAGAUUUUGACUUCGAUAUGUGCGCUGUAUUCCGGCAGUGCGAGUCAGGAGGAUAUGCAAGUGUAUGCUGAGAAGGCGGUUUAUGAUGAUCCGUGGAGUUUUUGUGAUGAUCGUUUCAAGAUUGCGGGGCAGUGGUAUGGGAUUCCUAAAAUCAUGGGCACCUCAAAGACUCUGGCAACAGAAGUCGUAUCCAGCACAGACAAAGAGAUUGUGUUCAAGCUGCAACAGGAAUAUAGGCCGAAACUCAUGCCGACAGGAAAAGCGGUGAAUAGUCUAGUAAGUCUUGCGUUAAAAAAGGAAGGAGGGGAUGAGAAGGUGGUGUAUCAUAAGGAUAUGUGGAAUGAGAAGGAUUAUAGCCAUGAGGGGUUGGGGAAGGUGAUGAAGACACUGAAUGGGGACUAUUUGACGGGGAUUACGAGGCCUCCAAAGGAGUUGAAGCCAAAAGACUAA